Messenger RNA from Aaosphaeria arxii CBS 175.79, 1565 nucleotides. Its product is annotated as NAD(P)-binding protein. The transcript is spliced from 2 exons. NCBI's taxonomy places the organism in Eukaryota, Fungi, Ascomycota, Dothideomycetes, Pleosporales. The record is from RefSeq and is a predicted model, not a curated record. Gene Ontology annotation, molecular function: oxidoreductase activity. The coding region runs from base 50 to 1312 and encodes 420 amino acids.
UUUGGCCGGACGAAUCCCCUCCCCUCCCCCGUUACGAACCGGCACCACAAUGCCCCUCAACAUCCUCGCCCAGAUAUCGGCGGAUGGACUGUCUUCCAUACCAUUUGGACAUACGCUGGUGAAGGUUGUGCCGCUGCUUGUGUUGCUGUACCUGCUGAAAUGGUACUUCAAUGGCGCUGUCAACACUUCCGAGCGCAAUAUGCACUCGAAGGUCAUCAUGAUCACAGGAGGAACAUCAGGCAUAGGCGCUGAAGUCGCAAAGGGCCUCGCAUCGCGAGGAGCCCAACUCGUCCUCCUCACCCAGCAACCGCUCUCCGACCCCUUCCUCGUUGACUACAUCAUGGACCUCCGAACACAGUCCAACAACGAACUCAUCACCGCCGAGCACGUCGAUCUCACCUCCCUCCACAGCAUCCGAACCUUCGCCACGAAAUGGGUCGACAACGCCCCGCCCCGCCGCCUCGACAUGAUAAUCCUGUGCGCGAACACGCGGACGCCUGCGGGCGGGAAAGCAUCCACGACGGUCGACGGCCUCGAGACCACCUGGGGACUCAACUACAUGGCGAACUUUCACCUCCUCAGCAUCCUGAGUCCCGCGCUAAGAGUCCAGCCCCCGGACCGGGACGUCCGCAUCAUUAUAGGGGCGUGCAGUUCGUACAUGGGCGGCCAGCUCCCGGACUUCGGCAUCGACGCUUCGGGUGGGAAGUCGAAGUCGCAGGCUAAGAAAGACGGGGGAAAGUCCGGGGCGCAGUCCAUUGCUUUCACGCCAGCUGGUGUUUAUGCGACCUCGAAGCUUGCGCUUAUGACGUUCGCGGUCGCGUUCCAGAAACACCUGUCGUCGUAUGCUAGACCGGACAAGAAGCCGAUGAAUGCGCGGGUUAUCAUCGUUGAUCCGGGGUGGACUCGCACGCCGGGGAUGCGGAGGUAUCUUACUUUCGGGAGCCUGUGGGGCCUUGCGGUUUACCUGUUUAUGUGGCCCGUGUGGUGGCUCGUUCUCAAGAGCAGUGACUCUGGUGCUCAGACGUUCCUAUAUGCGGCGAUGGAAGCUCGGUUUGGUAGAGGCGACGGCGGGGUGUUCCUCAAGGAGUGUAGUGAAUUUAAGUUCAUGAGGCCGGAAAUCGAGGACGAGGUGAUACAGAAGAAGCUUUGGGAGGUGUCUGAUACGACGAUCCAGGCUUUAGAAAAGGAGGGCGCCAUGCGUAGGGCCAGUGAGAAGAAGGCGGAGGAGAAAUUGGAGAAGAAAGAGAGUGCAGCGGCGAGUAAGGACAGUGGUGCGAAUGGGAGCACGAAGCAGAGGAAAGGCCGGUCAUGAAUGAAUAAUUAGCAUUUCUAUUUAAAAAGAUCGAGCAUAGGGGCAGAAGAAUGAAGUAUUGAGACCUCGUUGCAAAAAAUAAUAGAACCAUAUCCAAGCUGCAGGCCAGCUAUCAGCCUUCAACGCACAUAGAAAAGAUAUAGAUAUAUCACAGCCGGUAAUUGAUCGGUGGCCACCAAAAUCUUGGAAAAAUAUAGUUAAUCCUACAAAAAUAUAAAUCUGUAUAAAACGGCUACCAUAAUUAUACAAUUGC